Messenger RNA from Abrus precatorius (Indian licorice), 1513 nucleotides. Its product is annotated as UDP-glycosyltransferase 92A1. The transcript has a single exon. The coding region runs from base 14 to 1456 and encodes 480 amino acids. The record is from RefSeq and is a predicted model, not a curated record. Gene Ontology annotation, molecular function: UDP-glycosyltransferase activity. Lineage: Eukaryota; Viridiplantae; Streptophyta; Magnoliopsida; Fabales; Fabaceae.
CAACAACACAGCCAUGGCAGAAAGAAAACAAUCGAUAGUGCUAUUCCCUUUCAUGGCGCAAGGCCACAUAAUCCCAUUCUUGGCAUUAGCCCUUCAACUGGAAAAAAGAAAAAACUACAACAUCAUCAUAGUCAACACUUCUCUAAACAUAAAAAAGUUAGCAUCAACUCUCCCAUCGAACUCCUCCAUUAAGCUCAUCGAGAUCCCUUUCAACAGUGAACACCACAAUCUCCCACCAAACACAGAAAACACCGAUGUCGUCCCAUACCACCUCGUCAUUCGACUCAUCCAAGCCUCCACUACCCUCCGACCAGCCUUCAAACAACUCAUACAAAACAUCAUCAAUCAACAACAACAACUAUGCAUCAUAGCUGACAUCUUCUUCGGCUGGACAGCCGGCGUGGCUAAAGAGCUCGGCGUUUCUCAUGUCAUCUUCAGCGGCUGCAGCAGCUUCGGCUUGGCUUGCUACUACUCUCUCUGGAUCAACCUUCCCCAUCGGCGCGUCGAUUCCCACCACUUUUUUUUACCCGAUUUUCCAGAAGCGCGUGCCAUUCACAGAACUCAGUUACCCGCUAAUAUAUCAGAAGCUGAUGGCAUCGAUGCUUGGUCUAUUUUCCAAAGGAAGAAUUUUUCCGACUGGGUCAACUCGGACGGGUUUCUGUUCAACACGGUUCAGGAAUUUGACUCGGUUGGGUUAAACUACUUCGCCCGGAAACUGAACCGGCCGGCUUGGGCUAUUGGACCGGUUCUCCUCUCAACCGGAAGCGGUUCACGCGGGAAAGGGGGUGGCAUCGACCCUCAACUUUGCAGAGAAUGGCUUAACACAAAGCCUUCGAAUUCAGUGUUAUUCGUGUGUUUUGGAUCGAUGAACACGAUCUCUGGUUCGCAAAUGAUGCAACUUGGAACGGCUUUGGAGCGAAGUGGGACGAAUUUCAUUUGGGUCGUGAGGCCACCCAUUGGUUUUGACAUAAACUCGGAGUUCAGAGCGGAAGAGUGGUUCCCUGAAGGGUUUAUGGAGAAGAUUCUGCAAUCGAAUAGAGGGUUGAUAGUGCAUGAUUGGGCACCGCAAGUGGAGAUCCUUUCACAUGAAGCUGUGUCUGUUUUUUUGAGUCACUGUGGGUGGAACUCUGCGAUGGAAUCGCUGAGUCAUGGAGUGCCGAUUCUUGGGUGGCCUAUGGCGGCGGAACAGUUUUACAACUGUAAGGUGUUGGAGGAAGAGGUUGGUGUUUGUGUGGAGGUGGCUAGAGGGAAGAGCUGCGAGGUGAGGUAUGAAGAUAUAUUGGCCAAAAUUGAGUUGGUGAUGGGUGAGAGGGACAAAGGGUUGGAGAUGAGGAAGAAAGCUGGUGAGGUUAGGGACAUGAUAAGGAAUGCUAUGAAAGAUGAAGACGGGUUUAAGGGUUCAUCUGUUAGGGGCAUGGAUCAGUUCUUAUCUGCUGCAUUGCCCCCCUCUUCAUGAUGAAUCAGUUUUUAUUCUAUUUUUCUCAAAGUCGAGUAAUUCAGAAUUGUUGAAGGA